Molecule: messenger RNA, 763 nt
Organism: Saprolegnia parasitica CBS 223.65
Lineage: Eukaryota; Oomycota; Saprolegniomycetes; Saprolegniales; Saprolegniaceae
Exons: 2
Coding region: 51-683 (210 amino acids)
Source: RefSeq, a predicted model, not a curated record
UCUCUUCCAGCACAAGAAGGCGGAAGAGAAAGCCGACGACGACGACCUCGAUGAGUGGCAUCAAGAAGAGCUUGUACGAGCCGAUCCGCGACUCGCAGCGGUCCAGCACCCGGGGCCAGUACACGCCGCCUCAUCUGGCGCCGACAGCUGCGGCCCCGAGCCGCAUCCCGCCUUACGACGUUGAGGCUGGCAAGUUUGCGAUCCUCGAGCGCCACAAGAUGAUCUGGUCCUCGCUGGACGCGCGGGCGCGCAAGAUCCAGAUUCUCGCCGUGCUUCAGAUCCUCCUCAACCUCCUCGUCUGUCUCGACGGCUCGUGGUACACGCAGGUCUUUGGCGUCGCUAUCGGCUGCAUCGGGCUCAUGGCCGUCCGCGGCGACAAGGUCGACGUGCUCAUGGUCUACCUCUUCCUCUGCGUUUUCGAGUUCGUCAAGAACGUCGGGUACCUCCAAGACGCGUUCGUGCACCUCGGCAACCCCGCCGAGCCUGCGCCGAGCCUUGCGGCGCGCAACAUGACGGACGUCAUCGUCGCGCCAUCGACGCCCGCGCCGUGGUUUGCCUUUGGCCUGACCCACAAAUACCUCAUCUUCCAAAUCUGCCUUGUGUGCAUUGAAGAGUUUGUGCUCAUCCCGUGCGUCAUCCUCAUGGGCUACUCGUCGGUCCAGGCCGUCCUGCGGAAUUACUAGCGCCAUCGCUCCCAUGGGACGUCGUAAGCGAGCGCACUGUAUGAUAUUUAAGAAACACGCCACGCGACCUCUUUCCUCAA